GUUAGCAAACCGUUUCAGCAUGGAGGAGCUCAUGUACGAAGCAGCCGACGAGAUUAUGUCAAACGGAAGGGAUGAACAGUCGCUUGAUGUGGACGGUAACUCCAAAUCGAGAUCAAAUACUAGAAUAUCGCCAAGUUUCUUGGUAGAUGAUGACGAAGUCUCUUCAGUUGAGGUAAUGCGGAAGACUAUACUCUGUUCUAUACAGAACAGACGGACAAAACUGAAUUUGUAUGAAGAUCGCCAACGUGCCAAAUUGGAAGAAUUCGGCCCUCCCAGUCCGAAAAUUGAAGUGAAGAGCUUUGAUGAUAAACUAAAAGAUUCAUUUGUGAGAAGACAAACGGAAGACGAAGAUCAGAAGAAAAAUGAAGAGACUCCUGCAAGUUGUGAUGAGUCGGACUCACCUUCAACGCCAAACGUUACGCAUCAGUCUCAACUCCAAAAUUUGUUCAUCAGUUUCAAAAAUAAAAUUACAAAUCAAGAACCGAAAACAGAAGAAGUAAAAGAGAAUGUUUUUCUCGAUUCAAAGAGCAAAGAGAUCGUUGAAAAUAGUCUUAAGCUGGCUCGGCGUACUUCAACGGAGAACAUAUUUGAAAACUGCUCUACAUACAACAUGGUUUACCCAGAAAUAAUUCUUCCUAGGAAGAAUUCCCUUGAAAAACCUUCCUCUUUUAGCUCAUCGUCUUCAAAUACGCAUUUUCAUGAAACGCGUGAAAUUAAAGAGAGCAACGAGCCAAGUAAUGGUUUGAUCGAAAGAAGCAAUUCCAGUGGAGACCUUGUUACUCUUAACGACACAUUCUUUUCUCAUAUAAUGAACGGAAAUUAUGUUCCGCCAACAGAAUCUCCAAAGUCCGAACGGAACAAUUCAACCCGCUGCCAAGAAACAAAUGACACUAUUGUUGAACGUAGUUCUAUCAGUACAUACUCUCUAUCUUACCAAACAAAUACCACUGACAAGAAUUCCAACUCGCAAAGUAAGAAUGGCAUAUCUUCUGGGAAAUCACAUCACAAAAAUCGCAAGAAAAACAAGAAGAAUAAAUCAAACGAUCCACCCUUGUUUGAAUGUCCCAAGUGCGGCGUUUCCUACCAUAUAACUUCUAGCAAAGCACUGGACAUGGCUCGGUGUUUGCACUGUGAUUUCUGGACAUCUGUCGAACCUGUGUUCUUGAAACGCGAAAAACAAACAUGGAAUACCUGUCGUAUAUGUUAGUCGAAAGAAAACAUCAAAUCUUGCUGUUGUUGUCCAGUCCCACAGCUGUGAAAAAGAAAGGUGUAUUCCCUCAGAAAGAGGAACUACUUAUAAUAAGGCAACGCACCAGUGGCACACAGGUUCCAAGAAUGUUCCAAGGAGGAAGUCCCAGGGUCGAAAGCCAACCAGCAUUCUUGUAUCAUAACACUAUAAUGCGCCACAAAUUGUAAUCUUUUAAUUGUAUCGGUUUUUAGGAACCAAAAUUGUUUUUUUCUUUUUUUUUUAAUAGAAUUUUGGGUACGAAACAUUUUUAAAACUGCUCAGAUGUUAAUAAAAAGGACCAAAUCUGCCAGGAAUAAAGUACUUAAAUGGCAUAAAUUAAUCUAAUUGGUUUCGUAAGCAAUGAAAGGAAGUAUAUAUCGAAUAUUUAAUUUUAAAAAUGAUUUAUGAAUUGAAAAGACAACUGCAAUUGUCUACCCUUUACUCAGAAAAUAUUAGAACCCAAUGCGAAUGGAUAAUAUUGUGUUGUAGGUUUAGUGGGGAGGGGGGAGGGGUGUGUCAUGACUCUCAUGACCCUUGCCUUAUCCAACCCUGGUUUUGAUGCUAUCUCUGAUGACAGUCAGAUUCUUCUGGGGUCACCUCCACUUUACCAUCUACCCCUGUGGUUUCCAAAUUUUUUUUUAUCCCUGCGCCAUCUUUUUUGUACAAAAAGUGUUCUGCUAACCCUUCAAUUUCUGUAAACAUAUGAUUUCAUAAAUGCUAUCGUGGUUUAAAUAAAUUAUUUUAAAUAUUUUAAAUAAAUUGGAUUUUAUGCACCAAAACAUAUUUAUUAUUUAAUUGUAAUGUGGAGUGUUGAUAGUUUUACUAUAUUUAAUGAACCACACAACAUUAUAGAAAAAUAAAACCAUAUUAAUGGAUAAUUAAUGCCAAAUUAGCACGAGGAAUGCACUAAUUUUAAAUGCAAGUUUUCUCAAACCGUGGUGUCAUCGAAGAUGUAUAGCUGGUCCUAUAGUGUUUUGCGCUCAAAUAACCAUAUCAUAGCGUUGACGAUAAUUUUGAUACCAGUUGCAUGCCUGGUAAGGGAUUCCUUACAGUAACAAAAUGCUCAAGUCCCGACAACGAUUAUCGAAGACACUGGGAACGUAAAUAUUUUGAUGUCCACCUCCCGCCUUCGCUUAUUCUACUUACCGCUUAUUCGUCAUAUUAAAGGCCAAUUUUAUUCUAGUUUCAUACGAGAAAUGUUUUUAAAAGAAUUGAAAGUUUACGAAUAUUGUUUCCCUGUAUAUUAUGUAUUCUUUUUAACAGAACAAUUCGUUUCUAAAAUUGUUGUUCUUUUGUUAAAUCACAUAAGGGUACAUUCAUAAACAAAUUUCUUAUUAACUUAUUCAGUAUGUAUUUAAGAUAUAUAAAUGAAAAGAAAAUAAUUACAAGCAACUCAACUAGCAGCAUAAUUAUAACUUUACAGUAGAUCUCUCUCUGUAAUCAACAGUCAUUUUCUUCAUCCUCGUGUAUUAUGUCGCCUAAGUUUAGUACUUCUCAGGGUUUGAAAAUAUCAUGAUAUUUUCCGAAAUGUCGAAAAUAUCCGAUAUUUUGAUGUGUGUGAUGUGUAUCCGAUAUUUUUAAUCAGCACAAACUUAAGUGGAGAAGGAGAAGAUCAGCAGCAAGGUGGCUGGACUGUGUUGAGAAUAACCGGGAAAUUUUGGGAGUGAACAGGUGGAGAAACCUGGCAGUGUGUCGUACCGCCUGGAGAAGCAAACGGAGAAAGCCUUGGCCUGCACCAGAGGCUGUUGUGCUGAUGAAGAAGAAGACAAACUUAAGUCUUUAAAAUAGUAAAUGGAUCCUCAAAUCGCUCUUUGAUUAUUAUUACAAUAUGUAGACUUAAAAUUAAGGUUUCUUUCAUUAUUUAUAUUUAAUAUUUCAUUUUACGGUUUUAUCAAUUUUAAUGAAGUUAAUUUAGCAUUAGCUGUUUUACUCAUUUUUUUUCUAUUAGCUACUUUUACACAGUUAUAUAAUUCAGAAAUAAAAAAUAUGCAUCUGUCACUGCACAGUCAUAAGAAAUUUUUUUUUCUCUGACCAACAUGUAAUAUUUAAUUAGGCACUUUUAGUAUAAUUAAAAUUGCAACCUUACUGAUAAUUUUAUGAAUAUAGAACAAAAAAGAAUUACUUUGCUGCAUUAAUGAAGUAUUAAUACACCUUAGAAAUAUAGUACAUAACUUUUUGGUUAUUUUUAAUAAUAAAUGAACAACAUUAGUAUGAUUAAUAUGAUUGUUACAUUGAAAAUACCGUUGUUGAAAAAAUAGAUAUCGAAAAUAUCAAAAUAUCAUGACAUUUAAUAUGAUCAUUAAAAUAAAUAUCGGAUAUAUAUCGUAAUAUAUAUCAUGAUAUAUAUCGACUGAUACUCGUAUAUCGGCGAACCCUGGUACUUCUGAUUCAUCUUCAUCUUCAAACUUAUCUAGUGUAAAGUAGUGAUGUGCCGGAUCGUUAAAAAAUUAGAUCAGCGGAUACGGAUCUCAAAAAUUUUUUUUCCCAAUUCCACUAUCCAAGUGUAAAAUUUGUUACGGAAAUUAUUCCCGUCAGAAGAAUGGCAGUUUCUUCAAAAAAUGUCAACUGCGGCAAAAAUAUAAUCAAGACUAUGAUUUACUCUUUAAAGAAAUCUCCGUUAAAAUUGAGGAAGAGUUGGAAGGAAUGAGUCAACGCUGCAUUAAUUCUUAGAUGGAAUGUGAAAAAUUAUUUCUAGCUUACUCGGUAGAUGAAGGAUAUAGGAGCCCACUUUUUCUUUUCCAAAAACAUUUAGCUGUUUUUUUCUUCCGGGAACUGUUUAAGGAAUUUUCAAAUUUCCCCCUGAAAUUUUUGUUUCCCCAGAAAAAAAGCUAUUGAUGCUUUGGGGCUGAGGUAUAUAUAUAAAUUACUCUUUUUCUC
Uloborus diversus is the source of this 4105-nucleotide messenger RNA. RefSeq lists its product as uncharacterized. The transcript has 3 exons. The record is from RefSeq and is a predicted model, not a curated record. Bases 20 to 1207 code for a protein of 395 amino acids. Lineage: Eukaryota; Metazoa; Arthropoda; Arachnida; Araneae; Uloboridae.